AUGAUCUACAAAGCGCAGAUACGUCCUGUUCUAGAAUACUGUUCCCACAUAUGGGGUUCAGCACCAAAACAUACGCUGAUGCUCUCAGAUUCCAUCCAGAGGAGAGCCAUUCGCCUGGUCGGCGACCUUUCACUUUUCUAUCGAUACUUCCACGGGAAAUGUUCUUCGGUAAUCUCUGCUAUCAUCCCUUCACUAGCAAUACCAAUCAGACGAACUAGACAAGCCCAGUCAGCACAUCCUUUCGUUGUCAACCUCGAAAGAUGUCGAACAGCACUUUAUCAAGACUCCUUCAUCCAUAGAACGGCUAGGCUCUGGAAUUCAUUGCCUGUGGAAUGUAUUCCUCUUCAUAAAAGAUUUUCCUUUUACUUUGUUACGAAAUAUGGGCUUAUACCAACAGCUUAUGGAUUAAUUAUUGAUGAUUCAGCUUCCAGAGUGUACGAUACUGCGACGCCUGCUACUAAAAAGCAACAAACUGCCCUAAAAAAUAAACUCCUAGAUGGAGACACGUCCUUUUCAACUCACUGCCGCUCUUUCGAAUCUCAAAUAAGGGAGCUCAAUCAGCAGUUCAAUAGCGUCAAGGAGAAAGUUGGAGAUUUGCACCAAGACAUUACUGCUAUAAGGAGAGCACAGACGCCACCGUUGAUAGCACGUUAUGAGGUGUUGAUAAGAGAGUGCUUGCAUCUCGAUCAGAACUUGGAGAGACAACAACAGGAACUGGACAGAAUGGCAACUGCUUUCGAUGCUUCUUGGGAAGAACAACUGUGGAGAAUACGAAUGGAACAAGAAGUUUUCAGUUGUCAGAGGGCUGACGUAAAUACUUUGAGAAAUGAACUGAAACAUUUGAGUCAGAAAUAUCAUAUCACACGUAAAUUCCGAUAUUAUACCAUUCUGAAUAGAUUAACAAUUACAUUAACAUCUAAGAACAACUUACCUGAAAUACCAGGGUUUAAAGGUAGAUGA
Phaedon cochleariae (mustard beetle) is the source of this 960-nucleotide messenger RNA. The record is from the annotation of a GenBank genome assembly. NCBI's taxonomy places the organism in Eukaryota, Metazoa, Arthropoda, Insecta, Coleoptera, Chrysomelidae.